Messenger RNA from Peromyscus eremicus (cactus mouse), 2453 nucleotides. It is a transcript of the gene Drc1, whose product is annotated as dynein regulatory complex subunit 1. Lineage: Eukaryota; Metazoa; Chordata; Mammalia; Rodentia; Cricetidae. Gene Ontology annotation, biological process: regulation of cilium movement; axonemal dynein complex assembly; cilium-dependent cell motility. The record is from RefSeq and is a predicted model, not a curated record. Gene Ontology annotation, cellular component: axoneme; axonemal dynein complex. Bases 84 to 2309 code for a protein of 741 amino acids. The transcript has 17 exons.
CCUUCCCCUGGCAACGGCUUGUUCCUAGCAACCGAGCCUCGGCGGGUCCAGGCGGAGCUGCCAGCGGGCGGGAGGCCGCUGCCAUGAAUCCGUCAGGAAACCUUGGGGUCAUAGAGCAGAAUGGGGACGAAAACUUAGCUACCCCGAUUCACGGGCCCUCGGUGCAUUCGGAUAACCCGCAGGAGCGUAUCCAGGCCAGGCGCCUGCGCAUCGCUGCUCGCCAGGAAGCCCGGAGGCGGGAAGCCUUGGGAGAGUAUCUAGAUGGGAAGAAGGAGAGUGAGGAGGAGCAGAGCAAGAGCUACAAGCAGAAAGAAGAGAGCAGACUGAAACUGACGAAACUACUGCUCUGUGGUACGGAGUUGGUGACAAAUAUCCUGGUGGCUACCGACAUCCGAGAGAUCCAUAGGAGGGUGGAAGAAGAAGAGAUUAAGCGUCAGAGACUCGAGAAGCUGGAGAAUGAACUUAAGACCAGCCAGGACAAAUUUGACGAAAUCACGGUGAAAUGGGAGGAGGGCCGACGGAAGCGGAUUCCCCAGGAACUGUGGGAGAUGCUCAACACCCAGCAGGUGCACUGCGCUGGCCUCGUGGAGGACAAGAACAAGCUGAUCAGCGAGCUGCAGCAGGAGUUAAAAAUAAAGGAUGACCAGUAUGUGAAGGACUUGAAGAAACAGUCAGACGACAUCAGCCUGCUUCUGGAGAGGAUGGAGGAGCAGGUGAAGAAUGUGAUGAAGAACUUCCGUCAGGAGCUCUUUCACAUCGAGAAAGCGUUUGAGCUAGAACGGCAAGAGCUACUGUCCAAUAACAAGAAGAAGUGGGAGCGAGCACUGCAGGCUCACAAUGCCAAGGAGCUGGAGUACCUCAUCAACCGCAUGAAGAAGGUGGAGGACUACGAGAAGCAGCUCAACAAGCAGCGGGCCUGGGACUGUGAAGAGUACAACACCAUCAAGAUCAAGCUAGAGCGGGACGUGCAGAUUCUCGAGCAACAGCUUCAGCAGAUGAAAGCAACUUACCAGCUCAACCAAGAGAAGUUAGAGUACAACUUCCAAGUGCUGAAGAAGAGGGAUGAAGAGAGCACUGUGAUCAAAUCCCAGCAGAAGAGGAAGCUGAACCGCCUGCACGACGUCCUCAACAACCUGAGGGCAAAAUACGCCAAGCAGAUAAAGCAGUUCCAGGAGGAGAACCAGACCCUGGCCUCCGACUACAAACGGCUACAGAGAACCAUGAGACACUUCGCCGUCAUUGACGCGGAGAAGUUCCGGGAGAUUUGGCUGAUGAACGAAGAAGAGGCCAAGGCGCUGGCGCAAAGAGCCUUCGAUGUGGACAGCAUCAUCAGCACCCAGCACCUGGGGCUGCCCUGGCAGAUGCCCGACUACUGGUUCCUGAAGAACGUGGGGCCGAUUUCCCUGCAGCAGCGCAAGUCGGUCACACAGAUACUGGAAGAGCUGCUGCUGCAGACAGAGGAUGAGGAGAUGUCAGAAGACGAGUCUUACAUGGACCUGCCCCAGCAAGUCUCGGCGAAAACUACCAAAAGGAUCUUGAUGCUCCUGUGUGACGAGUCGGGUUUCCUCAUAGAGAGCAAACUGCUGAGCCUGCUCCUCCCCCUGGAGAAGAGUGAAUGCUAUCUGCUGAGGUUGGACGCCAUCUUCUCUGCCCUGGGAAUUGAAAGUGAGGAUGACCUGUACAAGCUGGUGAACUUCUUCCUUCAGUACCGAGCACACCGAUUAUCCUCUGCUCAGUACAGCACCUCCAUUCAAACCAACACAGCGCGCACAAGCCUGAUGUCCCAGCUGGAGCGUUUGAGCGUGAUGUCCCAGGUGGACAGGAAGAGCAUGGUGUCCAAAUCGGAGCUGGAGCCCACAGAGCAGGGGGUCCACGGAGGCGACAACGAGAGCCUUGUGGGCAGGAUGUUGAGAGAGGAGGAAGACCAGGCUUCCCCCAGGCUCAUCCACCCCAACGAUGUUCUCAAGAUUCUGGAGGCCUUUGUCAUGGGGCUGAAGAAACCCAAGGACACUCGGCCAGUCCUGAGAGUGAAGAAGGAAGUUCGAGAUAACUCCAAGGACACCGAGUACUGGGAAUCCCUGGCCAAUGUUAUCCCUUUCUCCAAGCAGAGCCUCUGGGAUGCGCUGUACAAGGCCUUGGAGAAAUAUUACCUCGUGCUGACGGACAGGGCCAAGAUGCUGAUGGAGAAUGACUCCCUGGAGCAGCAGAACGCCGAGAUGCAGUCUCUGCUGCAGCAGUAUCUCCAGGCCAAGGUAAAUACUGAACUGCAGAUUCCUCCAACCCAAAGCUUCCGGAUGCCCACAAAGUAGAGAUGUGUGUGCAAGCCUGGUGUCUAGAGUCCCCACCUGUCACCCGAGAGCCUGGACCCACCCUGGGUUUUCCAGAGCUGUAUCUGCCUGCCAAAAUUAGGCAGCCACGGUCCCCACAGUUCUAAUAAAGUCUUUGAAAGCUUA